AUGUCCGUCUGCAGUUGGGUUUCAGAUGAACUUUAUACGGUUUUGGGAUUUUCCGAUCAGCUCAUUUCGGAAUUUCUUAUAAGUUUAGCCGAGAAAUCUACUUCACCAAACGAUUUCAUUGACAAGAUCAAGAAUGCAGAAGUAGUUGAAGUUAACGAAGUCGUCACUAAAUUUGCGAACGAACUCUGGUCUAAGGUACCCCAUAAAACAGUACAAAUUAAGCCAGCCAGAGAAAAAGAAGCAAGAGCUAUAAAAUUACAGCAAAAAAAUAAAAGCUAUCAGUUAAUUCCAUACGAUGAAGAUUUAGGUGAGAUAAAUGUUCCGGUUAAAAAAAGCGAAAAUGAGAUUAAAAAAAGUGAAAAACGCAAGCAUCUCAGAGAAAAAGCAUUUGAUGAUGUGGAUGAUGAUCAUUUUCAAGAACAAGAUAAAACUUUAAAAAAAAUGAAAUAUUCAGACAAUAGUAGUGAUGAAAGUGUUAAAGACAUGAAAGAACGAGAUGAAUUUACUGAGAGAUUAAAAAAUCGAGACAAAGAAAAAACUAGACAAGUAAUUUCAAAAUCAGAAAAAAAGGCGAAAGAAGAGGCUGAAAAAAGAUUAAAGCUAGAGACUGAGAACAGAAAAGUAAUAAUUCCUGAUUUAAGAAAAAUAUCAAGAAGGGAAUACCUAAAAAAAAGGCAUGCUGACAAGAUAGAAGAUUUAGAGAUGGAAAUAAGAGAUGAGGAAUAUUUUUUUGGAGGUAUUGAAAUGACUAAAAAAGAAAAAUUAGAAGUUGAUUACAAAAAAAAUAUUUUGAAAUUAGUGAAAGAUCAUAAAAAAGCUUCAGAAGUAGAAAAGGUUGGAAGGUACUACAUGCCUGAUGGAACUGAAGAUAUUAAAGGGAAAUAUGUUGAAGAUCCAAAUGAAAAAGGACUUAAUUUUGAACACAAACGCUGGGAAGAAGAACAUUUAAAUGCAGCUUUAAUUUCAUUUGGAGCCAAAGAUGCCAAAGAUAAAUAUAAAAAAAAUUAUGACUACAUAUUGGAUGAUGAAAUUGAAUUUGUAAAAGCUUUGCAAAUACCUGGUACAGAAAAUUGUGACAAAAAAAAGUUAUCUGCUGUUGAUAUUAAACGAAUGACAAUUAAAGAGUGUAAAAAAAAAAUUCAAAGAACAAAUUUAGGCAAUGUUGUUUUGAUGCUGAAGAGUUUAGGCAUUCAUGAUCUUCUACAUUUUGAGUUUAUGGACCCUCCUCCUCACGAGUCUCUUAUACUUGCACUGGAGCAGUUAUAUGCAUUGGGUGCAUUGAAUCGCCAUGGUGAACUCACAAAAACGGGCAGAAAAAUGGCAGAGUUUCCAGUUGAUCCAAUGGUUUCCAAAAUGAUAUUGGCUUCUGAGAAAUUUAAGUGUACAGAAGAAAUAUUAACAAUUACAGCUAUGUUGUCUGUCAGCAGUUCUAUAUUUUACAGACCUAAGGACAAACGUAUUCAUGCUGAUACAGCUCGACAAAGUUUUUAUUGCAAACCUCAAGCUGUGGGUGACCACCUGACACUACUAAAUAUUUAUAACAGAUGGGAAGAAACUGGAUUCAGCACUCAGUGGUGCUUUGAAAACUUUGUACAACACAGGUCAUUAAAGAGAGCCAGAGAUGUCCGUGAUCAAUUGAUGGGUCUCAUUGAAAGAGUAGAAAUAGAACCUACAAGUUCUGAAGAUAACAUUGCAAUCCGAAAGGCAAUAACGGCAGGAUUUUUUUAUAAUACUGCCAGAUUGGAUAAAAGUGAGUUUAUGAGGCAGGUCAUUGCCAUUGAAAACGCAUGGCUGCUUGAAAUUGCGCCGCAUUAUUAUAAAGAAAAAAAUCUUGUUGACGGAUUGCAAAAAAAAAUGCCAAAGCAGAUGGGCAAAUCGAAAGAUGAGUUACGGAAAGGAUGUCACUAG
Messenger RNA from Helobdella robusta, 1908 nucleotides. RefSeq lists its product as hypothetical. The transcript is spliced from 4 exons. The record is from RefSeq and is a predicted model, not a curated record. Lineage: Eukaryota; Metazoa; Annelida; Clitellata; Rhynchobdellida; Glossiphoniidae. Gene Ontology annotation, cellular component: catalytic step 2 spliceosome; intracellular anatomical structure. Gene Ontology annotation, molecular function: RNA binding. The coding region runs from base 1 to 1908 and encodes 635 amino acids.